CAUAUAAAUGGGGGAUCUACCCACCCGCUUAUCCCCGUCGCUGCACUUCAGGUAUCGCUCCAGUGUCCUGCUUGUUACAGACACCCCCGCGACCUAAAGCCAUGGUGCUGCACGCGGGGUUCAAGGGCGCGGGCCAGGAGGCAGGGCUGCAGGUGUGGAGGGUGGAGAAGCUGAGUCCCGUGGCCGUGGCGCGCAACCAGUACGGCAACUUCUUCACGGGGGACGCCUACGUGGUGCUCAACAGCGUCGAGACCAAGCGUGGCGCUGCCCUGCAGUACGGCCUGCACUUCUGGAUCGGUAGCGAGUGCUCUCAGGACGAGUCCGGCGCUGCUGCCCUGCUCACCGUGCAGCUGGACGACUCCCUGGGGGGGCGGCCCGUGCAGUACCGCGAGGUGCAGGGACACGAGUCCAACUCGUUCCUCUCCUACUUCAAGGGCGGCAUCAAGUACAAGGCGGGCGGAGUGGCCUCGGGCUUCAAGCACGUGGUGCCCAACCUGGCGGACGUGAAGCGGCUGCUGCACGUGAAGGGGCGACGCACGGUGCGUGCCACCGAGGUGCCGCUCUCCUGGGAGAGCUUCAACCAGGGGGACUGCUUCAUCGUCGACCUGGGGGCGAACAUCUACCAGUGGUGCGGCUCUAACAGCAACCGCUUUGAGAAGCUGAAGGCGACCCAGGUGGCCAAGGGGAUCCGCGACGAGGAGCGAGGAGGUCGCGGAAGCAUCGAGAUCGUCGACGAAGGCUCCGAGCCUGCAGCCGUCCUCGAGGUGCUCGGCGCGAAGCCUUCUCUCCCGGCCGCCAGCGAGGACGACGACCAGGUGGACCUGUCCAACCGGGGCUCGGCCAAGCUCUACAAGGUGUCGGAUGCCGCGGGGGAUCUGGUCACGUCCGAGGUCGGAGGUCAGAGUCCGUUCCAGCAGGAACUCCUGCAGAGCGGCGACUGCUUCAUCCUCGACAACGGAGGAGGGGGGCGCAUCUUCGUGUGGAAGGGCCAGGAGGCGAGUGCCGAUGAGCGCAAGGCCGCCCUGCAGGCUGCGGAGGCGUUCAUUGCGCGGAUGGGGUACGCCAACCACACGCAGGUGCAAGUGCUGCCCGAGGGAGGGGAGACGCCGCUCUUCAAGCAGUUCUUCAAGAAGUGGCACAGCCCCGGGGACUCGACGGGGCCCGGCGCCGUCUACACCGUGGGCAGCAUCGCCCGCAUCCAGCAGGUGCCCUUCGACGCCUCCACCCUGCACUCCAGCCCGGCCAUGGCUGCCCAGUACGGCAUGGUGGACGACGGCAAGGGAGAGGUUCAGGUGUGGCGCAUUGAGGGCCUGGACAAGGUGUCCGUGGAUCGCGCCACCUACGGACAGUUCUACGGGGGAGACUGCUACAUCAUCCUGUACACCUACAAGACGGGACAGAUCAUCUACACCUGGCAGGGCCUCAAGGCGAGCAGCGACGAGCUCGCGCGCUCCGCCUUCCUCACCGUGCAGCUCGACAGCUCCAUGGGAGGAUCGCCCGUGCAGGUGCGCGUCGUCCAGGGCUACGAGCCCCCGCACCUGCUGAGCCUAUUCGGGGGCAAGCCCCUGGUGGUGCACGCGGGGGGCACCUCCCGCAAGGGGGGGCAGAGCGCCGGCGGGGCCACGCGCCUCUACCAGGUGCGCAGCUCCGCCGCGGGGGGCCUGCGCGCCAUCCAGGUGGCGCUGAGCGCCGCCUCCCUGAACUCGAGCGACGCCUUCGUGCUGCUGGCGGGCGGCGCCGCCACCGUGUGGAAGGGCAAGGGAGCCGAGAAGGCCGAGCAGGAGGCCGCCGCCUACGUCGCCAAGCUGCUGGGGGGCGGCGGGGUCAAAGAUGUGGCCGAGGGGAAGGAGCCCGCGGAGUUUUGGUCGGCGCUGGGCGGUAAGAAGGCGUACCAGACGUCGCUGCGUCUCGCAUCGAGCAUCUACGACCACCCGCCUCGCCUCUACGCCUGCUCCAACAAGACCGGCCGCUUCCAGGUGGAGCGGGUGCCUGGGGACUUCACCCAGGAGGACAUGGCCACGGACGACGUGAUGCUGCUCGACGUGUGGGACCAGGUGUUCGUUUGGAUCGGGAACGAGGCCAACGACAGCGAGAAACAGGAAGCUGAGAAAUGCGCCACGUCGUACCUGGAGACGGACCCGUCAGGCCGCAGUAAGAACACCCCCGUGGUGGUGGUGAAGCAGGGACACGAGCCCCCCACCUUCUCCGGCUGGUUCCUCGCCUGGGACCCCACCAAGUGGGACUCGGACCCCUUCGAGGCGAUCAAGGCCUCCCUCUAGGUUCGUGAGAGCUGCGACAGCCGGACCUGGCCACAACCAGCCUGGGGCCUACAAUUCCUCAACUCCGUUAACAAUCUGCCAUGGUUCCUGUCUCUUUUAUCGGCAAGGGUCCUUUUUGUAAAUCCCCCUGCUCCGAAUCUGUGCCGAAAGCCGAGUUUUUGAGAAAGAAAACAGCUGUUUUGCAAACAGCAGCAAUGCCAUCGAGUCGUUUUUUUUCAUUAUAUCGCUGUUUUUUUCUUCCACAAGCUCAAUCGGGUUCAGUGCAUUCCAGCCACGGUCGUUGUGGGCCCAGGCAGGAUGUUCCACUGUGCGUAUAUUUAGCAUUUGACGUGCGUGGUCGAGAGCAGUGAAUUGUGUGAUUUGUCUUCAUCAGGAGCAGCAGCCACGGUCUAUCCACUGCUGGACGAAGGGCUCCCCACAGCAUUGAUCUAAUCGCACGUGUGUGCAUACCAGCUGAUCGCAUAGCUCCAUUUCCGCGACAAUCAAACUCUAAGGCACUUUCUCUCCUUUGGCUGCCAUUCAGUUAGCGGUCUUGACCAUCACCAUUGGCCAUGAUGUGCCCUGGCCAAAUCCACCAACUUAAGAGUCAAGAGAAUGAAUGUCUUUUGUGUAAUUCAUGUGUUCCUCUGUCUCUCGGUGUAAUUCCAAGCAUGUGCCUCCUGUUUCUUCAGUGAUGCUCAUUUAGUCAUAUUCCAUUGGCCGCACCCCCAUAUUACUUAACACGGUGAGCCAUUCCCCACGCCAGGUACAAUGGUGGUUGGGGGCCGUUGGCUUGGACUGAACCAUUCUUUGGAGAGGGGGUUGAUGAUGUGGUUACGAUUGCUUGUCUGGAAUUCAUGGGGGCUGCUACAAUUGGUAUGGCUGCUGGAGAGUUGUUUUUCUGUGUGUAAAACUGCCACUCGAGAGAAAAAUAAAGAAUACAAAAAAAAACAA
Petromyzon marinus (sea lamprey) is the source of this 3212-nucleotide messenger RNA. Its product is annotated as gelsolin-like. Gene Ontology annotation, cellular component: actin cytoskeleton; cytoplasm. Gene Ontology annotation, biological process: central nervous system development; actin polymerization or depolymerization; cell projection assembly. The record is from RefSeq and is a predicted model, not a curated record. Gene Ontology annotation, molecular function: phosphatidylinositol-4,5-bisphosphate binding; actin filament binding. Lineage: Eukaryota; Metazoa; Chordata; Hyperoartia; Petromyzontiformes; Petromyzontidae.